Molecule: messenger RNA, 1188 nt
Organism: Trichoderma citrinoviride
Lineage: Eukaryota; Fungi; Ascomycota; Sordariomycetes; Hypocreales; Hypocreaceae
Exons: 1
Biological process (GO): ribosomal small subunit export from nucleus; endonucleolytic cleavage to generate mature 5'-end of SSU-rRNA from (SSU-rRNA, 5.8S rRNA, LSU-rRNA); endonucleolytic cleavage in 5'-ETS of tricistronic rRNA transcript (SSU-rRNA, 5.8S rRNA, LSU-rRNA)
Cellular component (GO): nucleolus; preribosome, small subunit precursor; 90S preribosome
Molecular function (GO): RNA binding
Source: RefSeq, a predicted model, not a curated record
GCGGCAAGCGAGCUGUGCCGGCAUCCUUCAUCAUGGCGGCCAACAAGAUUAUGCGGGAUUCGGUGGAAGGGAUGGACGCCACGGCGAUUCAGGUCUUGGCCAAGCACCCCAUUGGCAACCCGAUCCUCCAGCUCAUCUUGGAGCUGGACUUGACACUCAACAAGGGUGAGGCCAAGGGUGAGGCCAAGGGUGAGGCCAAGGGCGAAGAUGGACAGACCAGCAAUGCCUCGCCUUCUCUCCUCCAGAAGCUCCUCCCUGGCGCCCCCAAAUCCCUGUCUGAUGGCUCUUCCGCGGCCUCCGAGUUCGUCAACGGCAUGAUAUAUGACCAGAUCGGCUCGCGCCUCAUCGAAACCCUCGUCACGCACGCGCCGGGAAAGAUCUUCAAGGCGCUCAACCAGAACAUUUUCCUUCCCAGGAUACAGGGCUACGUCCGCAACGACAUUUCGUGCUACCCUGCCAUCCGGGUACUACAGCGGCUCGGCAAAGACGAUCUCGCCAAGGCCGUCGAUCAGAUCGCGCCCACCGUUCCACAGCUGGUCUCUAAAGCAAGAUACAACGUCCUGACGACUCUCUUCGAGCGAUGCGCGGCGAGAAACAUCAACGACGAGAUCAAGAAGCUGAUCAAGGGCCUGAAAGAGGGAUGCGGCAGCCAACCCGCCGAUCUAGUCAUGACACUGUGCUCCUUGUCUGCCAGCGAAGAGGAAGAGAAGAAGAAGAAAAAGGACGUGAAUCAGCUCACCAAGAACGAAUAUGCCGUCCAAUCCCACGGCGCCAAGCUACUGACCACUCUCCUAUCCAUCUCCGGCCCAUCCAAGGCCGUCCACGAAUCCAUCCUCGCCCUGCCAUCCGACCUCGUCCUCCGCCUCGCCAACACCUCGCUGCCCACCGUCACCCUCCUCACCACCGCCAUCAACACGCCGUCUUCCAACUCCGUCUUCCAAAAGGGCCUCGUCAACACGCUCUUGCCACGCAUUCCCGACCUGGCCAUGUCCCAGUACGGCCACAACCUCGUCAACGCCAUCGCCGAGAUCCCCAGCAAGGGCAAGGACUGGAGCAUACCCCAGCACAUCAAGGACAAGGUCAUGACCGCCCUCGCGGCGCACGAAUCCCAGCUGCGAGAGUCGUGGAUGGGGCGCAGCGUCUGGAGGACGUGGAAGGGAGACAUGUGGAAGACGCGGCGCUUCGACU